UGAUGCCUCAAUCCUUUUGGAUUCAACCCCAGAGAAUCCAGCAGAAAAAGACCAUCCAGCAAACAAUCCGAGCUUACGAAGCUAUGGAAGUGAUCGACGAAGCAAAAGCUGAACUAGAAUCAAUUUGCCCACAAACAGUUUCUUGCUCAGAUAUAAUUGCAUUUGCUGCAAGAGAUAGUGCAUUUAAGCUUGGAGGCAUUAGAUAUUCAAUACCAGCAGGUCGUCGAGACGGAAGAGUAUCCAUUAAAGAUGAACCAAACGAACACCUUCCACCAUUCACCUUAAAUGCUAGAGAGCUUGAAGAAAAUUUCGCGAAAAAAGGACUUUCUUUAGAUGAAAUGGUCACUUUCUGGGCACAUUCUAUUGGAAGAACUCAUUGUUCUUCCUUUGCCGAUAGACUUUACUCUUUCAAUUCUACUCACCCGCAAGAUCCCACAAUGGAUCCUAGAUUAGCAAAACAAUUGAGGAAGAGAUGUCCGAAUCCUUCUAACUCAGGGGUUGAUCCAACUGUUCCACUUGAUGUUGUUACACCAAACAGGUUGGACAAUAAGUACUAUGUCAAUUUGAAGAAUAAUAGGGGAUUGUUAACCUCGGAUCAGACGCUAUGGAGUAGUCCUUCAACGGCUAGGAUGGUAAGGAGUAACGCGAUUCAUGGUGCAAAUUGGGCUCGUAAUUUUGUAGCUGCGAUGGUGAAAAUGGGAUCCAUAGAGGUUAUGAGUGGCAUGCAGGGAGAGAUCAGGAAGAACUGCAGGAGUUGUGAAUUAAUUAAUCAGUGAUUCUUUUCUUUAUCAUUUUUUGUUGAUUUUUAAUUGUAUCAUCAUUUUUUUUUUUUCAUUUAAUUUUCAAUGUCAAGACAAGUGUAACUGAUUCUUUCCAAUUGUAAUUUAAAUUGAUGUAAGAGAUUUUGCUUAUUUUCAUGGUAAAGAAUGGACAACUUCCAUUUAUUUGAUUAAUAAAA
Lycium ferocissimum is the source of this 958-nucleotide messenger RNA. RefSeq names its product peroxidase 5-like. The record is from RefSeq and is a predicted model, not a curated record. NCBI's taxonomy places the organism in Eukaryota, Viridiplantae, Streptophyta, Magnoliopsida, Solanales, Solanaceae. The transcript has a single exon. Gene Ontology annotation, biological process: response to oxidative stress; hydrogen peroxide catabolic process. Gene Ontology annotation, molecular function: peroxidase activity; heme binding. Bases 3 to 776 code for a protein of 257 amino acids. Gene Ontology annotation, cellular component: plasmodesma; plant-type cell wall.